Messenger RNA from Phacochoerus africanus (Common warthog), 5648 nucleotides. It is a transcript of the gene COL19A1, whose product is annotated as collagen type XIX alpha 1 chain. Gene Ontology annotation, cellular component: collagen type IX trimer. The record is from RefSeq and is a predicted model, not a curated record. Lineage: Eukaryota; Metazoa; Chordata; Mammalia; Artiodactyla; Suidae. The coding region runs from base 268 to 3744 and encodes 1158 amino acids. The transcript has 52 exons.
UUGCCGCCUCAGAGGAGACGUGGUUGUAAUUAAGUAAACCUGGGCCUGAGUUGGCAGAGUCCUGUCUCGCGGAGUCCUCCGUCCUCGCCGAGUGGGAGGGUCACACGGGGAGAGACUAAUAAGGGCAGUGAUGCGUCCCCCUUCCCCACUCGCAGGGCUCUCACUGCUCGCGGUGCGGCAGCCGCGCGCGGACUCUGCUGCGCCUCCGAGGGGGCCAGGCACGCGGUCAAGAUCUGUGGCCACUGGUUCCCAUGGUUUCCAGGCACCAUGAGGCACCCUGGCUCUUGGAAACUUUGGCUCUGGGCAGCACUUCUCCUGCUUCCUGCUUCCACUUCCGUGACGGUUAGGGACAAGCCAGAAAACCAGUGUCCUAUACUGAGAACAGAGGAGCAUCAGUUUACACAAGACAAUGGAGAUAAACUUGAAGUUUCAGGUUUUGACCUAGGAGAGAGCUUUUCUAUGAGACGUGUAUUUUGUGAAGGUGAUAAAACCUGUUUCAAAUUGGGAAGUUCUCUUCUUAUUAGAGACACCAUUAAGGUAUUUCCCAAAGGCCUUCCUGAGCAUUUCGCGAUGGUGGCCAUGUUUCGGGUACGAAGAAGCACCAAAAAGGAACGGUGGUUUCUGUGGCAGGUUUUAAACCAGCAGAAUAUGCCACAGGUGUCUAUAGUAGUUGAUGGUGGAAAGAAGGUGGUGGAGUUUAUGUUCCGAGCUGCCGAGGGAGAUGUGUUGAACUUCAUUUUUAAAAAUCGAGAACUCCGUUCUUUGUUUGAUCGUCAGUGGCAUAAACUUGGCAUUGGCAUACAAUCCCAGGGCGUUUCACUCUAUAUGGACUGUAACUUAGUUGCAAGCCAGAAUACUGAUGGAAAAGGUGCUUUGGACUUUCGUGGAAGGACAAUUAUUAUGGCCCGAGCUUCAGAUGGCAAGCCUGUGGAUGUUGAACUUCACCAACUUAAAAUCUACUGUGACUUGAACUUCAUAGCUCAAGAAACUUGUUGUGAGAUGUCAGACACUAAGUGCCCAGAGCAGGUUGGCUUUGGAAGUACUGCAUCUUUAUCAGUACCUGCGCAUGCCAGUCGAAUGUCUGCAUUUCUGCCAGCAAAGCAGGAACUAACAGACCAGUGCCAGUGUAUUCCAGAGAAGGGAGAAGCAGGAUUACAGGGAGCUCCGGGCUCACCGGGCCAGAAAGGAGACAAAGGACAGCAGGGUGAAGUUGGUCUUAAAGGUGAAUCAGGCGCUCCUGGAAUUCCUGGUGAAAAGGGUGAAAAUGGUUUACAUGGAGUUCCAGGAUUACCCGGUCAAAAGGGAGAGCAAGGUUUUGAAGGCCUUAAAGGAGAAAUUGGUGAAAAGGGUGAACAAGGAGAAAAAGGAGAUCCAGGUUUGGCUGGCGUUAAUGGCCAAGAUGGUUCGAAAGGCGAUGUGGGUCCUCGUGGUCCACCUGGCCCAAAAGGAGAAAAGGGAGAUAUGGGACCUCCAGGACCACCAGCCUUAACUGGUUCCCUGGGGAUACAAGGCCCCCAAGGUCCACCUGGAAAAGAAGGUCAGAGGGGAAGACGAGGAAAAACAGGUCCUCCAGGAAAACCAGGACCUCCGGGACCACCCGGACCUCCUGGAAUACAAAGAGUACAACAGACCCUCAGUGAAUAUUAUCACAAGGGGAAUCUUGAUGAACAUGGAGCUGGUGGCCCAAAAGGAGAGAAGGGUGAAGCUGGACCACCAGGAUUUCCAGGCUCUAUUGGCCCCAAAGGUGAAAAAGGAGAAUCUGGGGAGCCCUUUACAAAAGGUGAAAAGGGAGAUAGAGGAGAACCUGGAAUAACAGGAUCACAGGGAAUAAAGGGUGAGCCUGGAGAUCCUGGUCCCCCCGGUGUAAUAGGAAGCCCAGGAUUAACGGGUCAGCAAGGACCUACAGGCCCUAUAGGCCCCAGAGGACCACCAGGAGAUGUUGGAUUGCCAGGAGAACAUGGUAUCCCAGGAAAACCAGGCAUUAAAGGAGAAAAGGGAGACCCAGGUGGGAUUGUAGGCCCUCCUGGACUUCCAGGUCCAAAAGGUGAGGCUGGUCCUCCAGGAAAAAGCCUGCCAGGGGAACCAGGAUUAGAUGGAAAUCCUGGAGUACCUGGUCCACGAGGACCAAAGGGGGAAAGAGGACUGCCUGGUGUCCAAGGUUCCCCAGGUGACAUAGGCCCACCAGGGGUAGGAAUUCCUGGCCAAACAGGCUCCCAAGGACCAGCUGGAGAGCCAGGUAUUCAGGGUCCUCGAGGUCUCCCUGGGUUGCCAGGAACUCCAGGGACUCCAGGGAAUGAUGGAGCUCCAGGAAGGGAUGGAAAGCCAGGUCUGCCAGGCCCCCCAGGUGACCCGAUUGCUCUUCCUCUCUUGGGAGACAUCGGGGCCUUGUUCAAGAACUUCUGUGGCAACUGCCAAGCCAGUGUGCCUGGGCUGAAAAGCAACAAAGGAGAAGAAGCAGGUGCUGGUGAGCCUGGGAAGUUUGAUUCCAUUGUCCAUAAGGGCGAUGCAGGGCCACGGGGUCCUCCAGGAAUUCCAGGCAGAGAGGGACUAAAGGGGAGCAAAGGAGAGCGAGGCUACCCUGGGAUACCUGGGGAGAAAGGCGACGAGGGUCUUCAAGGAAUUCCAGGCAUUCCAGGUGCUCCUGGCCCAACUGGACCCCCUGGCUUGUUGGGAAGAACGGGUCAUCCUGGUCCCAUGGGAACAAAGGGUGACAAGGGCAGCGAGGGACCUCCUGGGAGACCCGGACCACCUGGACCACCUGGUAUACCAUUCAAUGAAGGGAAUGGAAUGAGCAGUUUAUAUAAAAUCCAGGGAGGUGUGAAUGCUCCCAGUUUUCCUGGGCCACCUGGCCCCCCUGGCCCCAAAGGUGAUCCUGGCCCAAUGGGAGAACCUGGUGCAAUGGGACUGCCAGGACUUGAAGGAUUUCCAGGUAUAAAGGGAGAUCGCGGCCCAGCAGGUCCCCCAGGAGUAGCCGGAAUGUUGGGGAAACCUGGAGUCCCAGGGCCUCCAGGAAUUCCAGGAGAACCGGGGGAGAGAGGACCUGUUGGAGAUGUAGGUUUCCCUGGACCAGAAGGACCUUCCGGAAAGCCUGGAAUAAAUGGCAAAGAUGGAUUACCAGGUGUGCAGGGCACCAGGGGUAAGCCUGGAGAGAGAGGCCCCAAGGGAGAGCGGGGUGAUCAGGGAAUUCCAGGGGACAGAGGCCCACAAGGUGAACGAGGAAAACCAGGCCUUCCUGGCAUCAAGGGGGCCAUAGGUCCUGUAGGGCCCCCAGGAAACAAGGGAUCACCAGGAUCCCCUGGGCACCAGGGCCCUCCUGGCCACCCAGGCCUCCCUGGCACUCCGGCGGAUGUGGUUUCAUUUGAAGAAAUAAAGAAGUAUAUUAAUCAAGAAGUCCUGAGGAUUUUUGAAGAGAGGAUGGCUGUGUUCCUAUCCCAGCUCAAGCUACCAGCAGCAAUGCUGGCUGCUCAAGCUCAUGGGAGGCCUGGUCCACCAGGAAAGGAUGGGUUACCUGGGCCACCAGGAGACCCUGGACCCCAAGGCUACCGAGGACAGAAGGGAGAAAGAGGGGAGCCGGGAAUUGGGCUUCCAGGGAAUCCGGGUCUUCCUGGGACUUCAGCUCCAGGCUUGCCAGGCUCACCAGGGGCCCCAGGGCCCCAAGGCCCCCCAGGACCUAGUGGAAGAUGUAACCCAGAAGAUUGCCUCUAUCCUGUAUCCCACGGCCAUCCACGGACAGAUGGGGAGUAAGCACCCCCAGAGGAAGACGUGGUUCCGAGGCAUCUCUCCUUGCUGCUGGAGUUUCCUUCAUACUAUCAAACCCUCAUGAUAUGUGGGUGACUUUUUUUUAUGUAGGCCAGACAUUAAAAGCAAAUAUUGGAAUCCUAUUCCAAUAGGAUAUGUGAUAUCAGCCUUUUUAAAAUUUUUCCAAAUUCAUUCCAUUUGUUUUGCUUCACCAUUGUUAUGAUUUUUAUUCAGGGUUUUCUAUGAAAUACGUAAGCAAAUCUUAUCAUUAGUUCUUCUUCAAGAGGAAAUGACAUCUAUGAUUGGUAGCCUGAUGGUGAUGUACUUUUUAUAGUCUCAUCAAAUUGCAUUCGGCCUUUGGUUUUUCAGUUUUAAAGUUUCAGACAAAGUUUUCUUGGUGUUUAAAUUUACUAUCAUUGCUAAAAACUUCAUCAACUUUUUUGAUGUAGUGUGUGGCUCCUGCUGAAUGUUUUUUGACUACUUCUUAUAGUUUAAGAAUUCUUAUGCUAUCCUAUAUCCAUUCUAAUUAUGCAGAGAAAUAGGCAAUAAGAGCUUCACUUCAUAACAUAUUUUUUUGGGGAAAAAAAAAAAAACCAGGAGGCUGUUUUAUCAGGGAGCCCAAUAUCUACCAUAGCCAACUACUGAAAUGAUAUUAAUUCUGUGCAAUGAGCUCAAUUGAAAGCAACCCCACUGGCAUGAGUAUGUACUGCUCAUGCAUAAGAGAGGAAGAAAAACAGCAAAGCCUAGCACUGAGGUCCCUUCACUGAGUUUCUCUUGUGGGAAACAGCUAUUUUCCCUAAGAGGUGUUUGGUGGUGAAGGCACCAAGCUCUCUUUGUACUUUUGAAGCUUAAAAGGGCCUUGCAAGGUCUUUGGACCCCCGUAUCCGUUAUCCCUCUGACCUCAUCACGCUCAGACUUGAAGAACCAGCCAUCAGAGCAAAGGAUGGGAUUUGUGGCAACUGGGAAAGAAACCCCCUUUUCCUAGAAGACAAAUGUGUGAUGUCAGCCAAUGCCUAUGGACAAGCUGAAGCCUGGAACUGCUUACUGGAGAACGAUGUUUCUCAGAAGUUGCAGCAAGAGGUGCAAGGGCAGUAAAAGAGACGGAAUAUGCAACCAGCACAGAGACCAACGAGUCCAUGCCCUUUAGCGGAGACAGGCGCUACCACACCAAAUCCUCUGACUGGAAAUGAAAAUACAUGAUCACCAACCACAUGGCUAGAUGGUAGUUUUAUUGCCUGGCUCUUGUGACUUUGAGAAGCUGUUAGUGGAAAAUAAACGAUUUUCUAGAACACUGGGCAUGAGGAUGUUGCUGAAAUCUAAGUGAUGAGACCCAGGGAUCCUAAAGGCGCCGCGCACAGGGCCCUCCUACCUCGAACCUCUGAGGCCACGACUCUGCUGGGAGCAGCGCAGAUUCCAAUUUGGCUCGAGCCGGCUAGGCUGAUUGCUUUUAUCUCUUAAUUGAAAAAUGAGUUGGAAAGGCAAGCCCACUGAAGUUGGAAAAAAAAAAAAAUGUGAACAGGGUCGUGCAGGGAGCGUGCCUCCAUGAUGGCAGGCUUUGUUCAAACGCUCCCAAGGCUUGAACUGGUUUUCAUUGUAGAUGGAGGAACUGCUGGUCAGGUAGGGUCUACGUGACCAUGCAUACCUGCAACCUUUUGAUUAUUUCAUGUUGAAUUACGCUGUAUAUUUCACUUCUAAGUUUAUUUAUUUUUCUCUUCCAAGGUCAUUUUAUUUAUUUCAAGUGUUUUUAACUUUAAAUUGAUUUUCUUCAUUUUCUUUCCUGUGCAAUACUGACAAUGGUGCUGUGUUUUAGACUUAACACAAUCGUAAUAUACAUAGGCAUUUUCUUAGUAAAAUGAUUAUUUAUCCCCCCAAAAUGUACAGAGAUCUAAAAUCUGGUGCUAUGUGUAUAU